Messenger RNA from Penicillium canescens, 396 nucleotides. RefSeq lists its product as uncharacterized. The transcript has a single exon. The record is from RefSeq and is a predicted model, not a curated record. NCBI's taxonomy places the organism in Eukaryota, Fungi, Ascomycota, Eurotiomycetes, Eurotiales, Aspergillaceae. The coding region runs from base 1 to 396 and encodes 131 amino acids.
AUGGCCGAGUAUAAGAAGAUCCUCGGGGAGGACUCGCAAUCCAGCGACAACGACUCUGUUGCCGCUGAAGGAUGGACGAAAUAUGACCACCUUCGAAAUUUUGGCGUUAGGACAGUGAUUUUUAUCCUCUUUGUGCAAGUUAUCACAUACCUCGCGAUUGUUCUGCUCCUAGCAUGGAUCCUCAAAAAUCAAGGUUCAUACCAAAACUUGAACGGGAAAAAUUUAGAGAAAACGGCUAUCAAUCAAACUCGUAUAGAUAUCACAUCUUGCGGACGUACGCCUGCUGAAGCCAUCGCAGCUUAUUGCUUCUUCGACAUUUUCCUAUUUGGAUGGACUCCGCCAGAAUGUACGGACUUGCAACUUUAUAAUGAGAGCCUGACGACUUUGAACUCCUAG